AGCCAACGGGGCCGGGUGCUGUCCUGCCUGGAGGCGGCUGUGGGGGGGUCGAAGGUCGUCAUCGGCAUGGACGUCAACAUCGACUGCGCGCGGGUGAUGGAGUACCUCUUCAUGGUGCGGCCGGAUGCGGUUCUCCACACCAUCCGGAACACGGGCCUGUACCCGGCCGAGAGGCAUGCGACCAUCCGGAUCUUUCCGCUUGGGAGCGGGCUGCUCGACUGCAUCGACGCCGCAGUACGGGAUGUGCUGGACCGUGUCGCUCGAGGCACGAAAGUCGUCUGCCCGUCGACCUCCAAGCGCUUCGUGAAACACAUCGAACACGAUUUCAACAUCGAGAACCCGCCCUCCGAGUCCGAUCGACGCGGCAUCUUCCUGCACGCCGACAAGAGGUCGAAAGCCGACGAGGAGUUCUUCCAGAAGGCGAUGGCCGACCCAGACACCUACUUGGAAGCGGACUGUGUGGCGUUCUCUCCAAAGCUUGGCCCAGGUGUCUCAGAAGAGAAGCCGUACGCUGAGGAGACGGUCGCCUUCGCCCUUAACAACCUCAACGGCCCUGCCGUUGAGACGAUGCUCCAGCAGCGUGCUCGCUUCCGAACGGUCACUAACUCCACCAUCUACUACAAGCAGGCGGUGAGCACUGCAGUGGACCUGCCGCGCUCUACAGAGGCGGUAUUUCAAGCCAUUGAGCGGGACGACAAGCAGAUCGUCAAGAUGCUCGGCGACGCAGCCGGCUUCCAGUUCCUGAGGGGUUCGCAGGGCAUCUGCGACCGCUCCUCGGCGAGCUGCGUCUUGUACGCAAACAACAUCCUCGCCAAGGUGGAAAGCUAUCUUGAGUACGUGCCGAAGCUGAAGGCCGACCUCGAAAAGCAGGGCUACGAGGUGACGGUCGAGCGCGUCGAGCCAACGGACGGCGUCGGGAGCCCGCCCCCGGAGGUGCCCCUCGGCUUCGACGCGGAGCCAGAGCUCCUGACCGCCGAAGAGUGGCGAGCGAAGUACAUCAUCAGCUCGGAGCAGUACGAGAUCCUGUGCGAAAGGCCUGAGGACCUGAGCCCAAAGGAGCAGCUCCAGGAGUUUCUGUU
This is a messenger RNA of Klebsormidium nitens, 1079 nucleotides long. The record is from the annotation of a GenBank genome assembly. NCBI's taxonomy places the organism in Eukaryota, Viridiplantae, Streptophyta, Klebsormidiophyceae, Klebsormidiales, Klebsormidiaceae.